UCUGAUUUUUCGAUAAAUCGCUAGGCGCUGAUCAUCCACACGCGUUGCGCCUAGCGAGUUUCCGAACAAAGCGCAUAUCCAUAGAUACGUGUGUCUUUGGAUGACUUAGAAAAAAGAGAGAUAAUGAUUUCCCGAAAUUAACUAAAGAACAAAACAAACAGAAAAUUUCCCAAGUAGAGAAGUCAGUAAAUACUAAAUAUAUUAAGGAGCAACAGAAAAGAUACCUUUAACUAGUAACAAAAAUAUAAAACAACUAAAAAAUAUUCGAAAAUUGUUUUCCUAUGAAAUAUAAACUUUAUAAACUUAUCGGGGCCGCCCCUUUCACUUACCUCUUCAUCUACCUUCUUCUUCCUCCUCCUUCUCGUACGUUUUUUCUAAUGUGGAGCUAGCAAAUCUAGCUAUCGAAAACCCUAACCACAAGCUCAACUUGAGAGCCUUCGACGCCAAUCACAAGAAAGUCAUGGGCCCGAUGAUAAGAACAGAGGAGGAAGAAGACUAUACGAGUCCACCGUGGCUAAUGCCAAUGCUACGAGGCAGCUACUUCAUCCCAUGUUCGAUCCACGCCGACUCUAACAAAAACGAAUGCAACAUGUUCUGUCUCGAUUGUGCUGGAGCUGCUUUUUGCUCUUACUGUUUGGUCAAACAUAAAGACCAUCGUGUUGUUCAGAUAAGGAGAUCUUCUUACCACAACGUGGUGAGAGUGAAUGAGAUACAAAAGUACAUAGACAUCUCCUGCGUUCAGACAUAUAUAAUCAACAGUGCAAGGAUCGUGUUCCUCAAUGAAAGACCUCAGCCAAGAAUCGGAAAAGGUGUUACAAACACUUGUGAAAUAUGUUGUAGAAGCCUUCUUGAUUCUUUCCGGUUCUGCUCUCUUGGUUGCAAGCUCGGGGGAAUGAAGAGAGGAGAUCAAAGUCUGACCUUCUCUAUGAAAGGGAAACACGGGAGAGACUAUCAAGGUGGGUUGGAAUCAGAUGAGGCUACCACACCAACUAAACUGCGUAAGACGAAAGCUUUCAACCGUCUGAUGAAUGGUCUCUCGAUCUCUACCGUUAGGUUUGAUGACUAUGGUCCAGGUGGUGAUCAACGGUCUCCAAACUCUGGCGAUGAAGGUGGUUUCAGUUUCUCUCCUGGAACACCUCCGAUAUAUAAUCAUCGGAAUUCAAGCAGACGAAAGGGGAUUCCGCACCGUGCUCCGUUCUAAAAAAGUUACUUAAUUACAACCCCGUAUUAAGUAUUAUAAAAAAUUAUUAAUACUUAAUAAAUUAGUAUAUAAAUAGAAAAUGGGGUAAUAAUACGCGUCAAUAUUAUAAUGUAUAACUCUUGGGGUAAAAUCUAGGAUGUAGUCAUAAAGUUGUACAUGGCAGUCUUCUUUUUUAUAGUUUCUUUUCAUAUAAGAUAAAGGAAACAAGACUAAGCACAUACAUAGAUACAUUUUUAUAUAAAUAUAGAAGAAUUUAGGUUAUAUAGUUUUGAUGUUCGCUUUGCUUAAAAGCAUAUGGCUUUGUGUUGUGUUGUAAUGUAAUGUGUAAAUUAUUUUUGUUCAUACUGUAAUAAUACGAAGUAAAACUGUAAUAACAGGAGUAUAUAUAAACGCUGAUGUGUUGUCUAGUGCAGCUAAUGUCUUCGCCAUUGUGUAUAGAAUUUAAAGGGUGAGGUCAUACCUAAUAGUCCACCUAUCCUUACUUGAUUUUAAACUAUUUUAAGAGAGUAUAUAAUUGAAAUGGUGAGGUCAUCAUAUACUUAUAUAUGCAUUUUGUGUCUUAAAAGUCGUAAGAGUGACACAGAAAUAUAUUGUUUUCAAUAAUGUUGAUUGAUUUGUUAUAGCUUGACGUUAUCAAGAAGAAUAUUGUAAUAGUACGCCAAGGAAUGUUAUUUGUAUCAACGAUCAACAUACUUUUAAAAAAGUAAGCUAGUGGAUAGCCGUGUGGAAUCUGAAAGGCUGUGAUUCUCCGCCACCAUUAAGAUACGGGUGUUCAUCACCUUUAUAUGGCAUCUUAUUCAAUGUCAUAUUAGCUCUAGUAAUCCACGAAUCAAUUUUGAUUAUUUUCACUAUUUGAUCAUUUUAUUAUUCUGCUUGUUGGUGAUCUUGCUCCUGUUUGUAACUUAUCAAAGAAAAUAACUAAAAUGAUAAAUUUAUACAGAGGCCUAAUUGAAACUGUGGAGGCCACCACAACGUAUAUGCAUAAUUGGUUGAUCGCUGUCCAAGUCUAUAAAUAGAAAGAACAUAUACGUACCGACAUAAAUUUUCAUUACUUUUUAGUCGUAUUUGAAUAAAACCGUGACAGCCAAUAGGGAACGCUCUCUCUCUUCCCUCUGUUCUCCCUUUAAAAUCUUAUACAAAGGUAAUGACGAGAGACGUUCAUGGUUGCCGGUUUCUUCUCCGGCUCUGACUCCCGGUGAUCGGGCUUCGACUCCGGCAAGCGGCGGCUUCUUCAGCGACGACUUGGCCGGUUUAUCUUCCAGCAAGCGAUGGCUCCUUCAGACUUGCUUGGCUGGCUUUGUCUCCGGCAUGCGAUGGCUUCCACAGCACCGUUCAUGGCCGGCUUUUCGUAUAACUUUCAUCGCUCAUCUCCGAUGUCUGUUAUUGUUCAGAUCUGGUUUUUUUAGUUUUUCUCUCUUGAGCGUUUACAAAUCUAUCACCGUUGUCAUUUGUUCUAGUCUCGAGCUUCCUGUUCCGGUGUGUUCCGGUGGAGUGCUCGAUUAGACAUCUGACGAUGAUCUCCGAGCCGGUGAAGUCGACGGCGUCUCUGCUUCUGAGCCACCUGGUUCUCCUUUGCUUUCGGCAAGGCACGUGGCUUUGUGCUGUCACGCGGAGAUGCAUCUUUCAUCAUUUGGGCUUUUAUGGUUGGGCUGUAUGAUGUGUCCCUCUUUUAUAAUUUCGUCUGGGCCUUGUUCUUUUUAGGCCUCUUUUUCUUGUUCUUUUGUACUUUGUUGACCGUUUGGUCAUAUCAAUGAAACGAGAUGACAAAAAAAAAAGAAUAAAACCGUGACUAUUUUUAAACUAUCAUU
Molecule: messenger RNA, 3009 nt
Organism: Brassica rapa (field mustard)
Lineage: Eukaryota; Viridiplantae; Streptophyta; Magnoliopsida; Brassicales; Brassicaceae
Source: RefSeq, a predicted model, not a curated record